AGAGCAGGGUGGGGAGAGAGAGAAACGUGAGGAGGUGGAAGGCACAACGCGCCCACCCUCGCAGCUUCGAAUUCCGCUCCCCUCCCCGGCUCCUCCCCUCGGGCCUCGGCGCCGCAGCCCGCGCCGCGCGUUCACACCGGCGAACCCUAGGCCCCCCUAUACGGAGGGGAUGCAGACGGAGGCGCGCGUGGGCGUCGUCGUCGACGGCGGCGGCGGCCGCGCCGCCGUCGGCCGGCGCCAGGAGCAGCGCCACAUCGGCACGGUGGCGCACCUCGCCUCCGGAGGCUUCGCAGGCGCCGUCAGCAAGACGUGCACCGCCCCGCUCGCGCGGCUCACCAUCCUCUUCCAGGUGGCAGGUAUGCACGCAGAUGUUGCAGCUCUAAGGAAGUAUAGCAUAUGGCAUGAGGCUUCACGAAUUGUUCGAGAAGAAGGGUUCCGAGCCUUUUGGAAAGGAAAUCUAGUGACAAUUGUACAUCGCUUACCUUAUUCUGCCAUCAGCUUCUAUUCAUAUGACCGCUACAAAAAUCUUCUCCAAAUGGUCCCAGGCUUGGAUAGAGACUCAAACAAUGUUGGUGUUGUACGUUUGCUUGGUGGUGGGUUGGCGGGAAUAACAGCCGCAUCUGCAACUUACCCGUUGGAUGUUGUCCGUACUCGUUUGGCGACACAGAAAACAACUAGGUAUUACAAGGGCAUCUCACACGCGGUGUGUACAAUUUGUAGAGAUGAGGGUGUCAAAGGAUUGUACAAAGGCCUUGGGGCCACAUUACUGGGAGUUGGACCUAGUAUAGCAAUCAGCUUUUCUGUAUAUGAAUCACUGAGGUCUCAUUGGCAAAUGGAAAGGCCUCACGACUCUACCGUGGUUGUUAGCUUGUUUUCUGGAAGUCUAUCUGGCAUUGCAUCAUCGACAGCCACAUUUCCUCUUGAUCUUGUAAAACGGCGGAUGCAACUACAAGGAGCAGCUGGGACAGCUUCUGGCCAUAAAUUAACAAUUACUGGAACUGUUCGUGACAUUUUGCAGAAGGAAGGCCCUCGUGGCUUUUAUAGAGGGAUCGCCCCUGAGUACCUCAAAGUUGUUCCUAGUGUUGGCAUUGCCUUUAUGACAUACGAGACACUGAAGAGCUUGCUCUCCAGCAUGGACACGGAUAUUGAGAGCUGAGGUUUUCCAUUUUACAGAGAGGUUAAACUUCAGUGAGAUUUUAGCCAUAGGUUACUGUCAGAAACUAAGUGCAUCAGAGUGGUUACAUGGACGGCAGUGUGGCAGUUUUGUAGUUGUUGGUAGGAUAAAGCUUACCUGACACAUGUACAAAUAAACCGUCAGUCUUGUGUUGUACCAUAGGCUAAGAAGAGCAAAUGAGCACCUCAUCUUUUGCCUUCAUCGGCGCAUUGUGCUCCAGUUUUGUGUCAUGAAAUGUAAUGCCCUCGCAAGGAGAAAAAAGGCGAUGGUCAUGGUUUUACAGAUUCUAUUUUUCUUUUGCAGCAAAUGUGUCGAGUGAUCAAUGCAUCAACUUCGCUCUGAAUUUGUUUUGUA
Molecule: messenger RNA, 1528 nt
Organism: Panicum hallii
Lineage: Eukaryota; Viridiplantae; Streptophyta; Magnoliopsida; Poales; Poaceae
Product: mitochondrial substrate carrier family protein B-like
Exons: 7
Coding region: 170-1156 (328 amino acids)
Biological process (GO): transmembrane transport
Source: RefSeq, a predicted model, not a curated record